This is a messenger RNA of Ophidiomyces ophidiicola, 840 nucleotides long. It is a transcript of the gene PRE8, whose product is annotated as Proteasome subunit alpha type-2. The coding region runs from base 1 to 840 and encodes 279 amino acids. The transcript is spliced from 5 exons. Gene Ontology annotation, cellular component: proteasome core complex; proteasome core complex, alpha-subunit complex. Gene Ontology annotation, biological process: ubiquitin-dependent protein catabolic process. NCBI's taxonomy places the organism in Eukaryota, Fungi, Ascomycota, Eurotiomycetes, Onygenales, Onygenaceae. The record is from RefSeq and is a predicted model, not a curated record.
AUGGCCGACCGAUACUCGUUUUCUCUGACUACCUUUUCCCCUAGUGGGAAGCUUGUGCAGAUUGAGUAUGCUUUAAAUGCCGUCAACCAAGGUGUGACGGCGCUAGGAAUCAAAGCCACCAACGGAGUUGUGCUUGCUACGGAGAAAAAAUCCUCAUCACCGCUGAUCGAUCCCACCUCACUCUCGAAGAUCUCCCUGAUCACGCCCGAUAUCGGUAUGGUAUACUCUGGCAUGGGCCCAGACUACAGGGUGCUCGUAGACAAAGCGCGCAAGACUUCACACACCAGCUACAAACGAAUUUACAACGAAUAUCCUCCCACGAGAAUACUUGUACAAGAUGUUGCGCGAGUGGUGCAGGAAGCCACGCAGUCAGGUGGCGUGCGGCCAUAUGGAGUGAGCUUGCUCAUUGCUGGUUGGGACGAGGGUAUUGAGCCAGAAACGCCAGAAGCCCAAGAAGGCCAAACAGAGGCGGAGAAGAAAAAAGCGUCAGGCAAGACGGGAGGCAUUUUGAAAGGCGGCCCCAGCUUAUAUCAGGUUGAUCCCAGCGGGAGCUAUUUUCCCUGGAAGGCCACUGCAAUUGGCAAGAGCGCAACAUCGGCCAAGACGUUCCUCGAGAAGCGCUACACAGAGGGUUUAGAGCUUGAAGAUGCCGUACAUAUCGCCUUGCUUACCCUGAAAGAGACUAUCGAGGGGGAGAUGAAUGGCGACACUAUUGAAAUCGGGAUUGUUGGGCCACCCGCAGACCAUUUAUUAGGCUUUGAAGGAGUAGAAGGUGCUAGAGGCCCCAGGUUCCGAAAACUGACCAAGGAGGAAAUUGAGGACUACCUAACCAACCUAUGA